Molecule: messenger RNA, 881 nt
Organism: Brassica oleracea var. oleracea
Lineage: Eukaryota; Viridiplantae; Streptophyta; Magnoliopsida; Brassicales; Brassicaceae
Product: peptidyl-prolyl cis-trans isomerase FKBP17-3, chloroplastic
Exons: 3
Coding region: 50-751 (233 amino acids)
Cellular component (GO): chloroplast
Molecular function (GO): peptidyl-prolyl cis-trans isomerase activity
Source: RefSeq, a predicted model, not a curated record
AAAAAAAGUCACAAAUAUGUGUUGUUGUUUUUGACAAAUCCUCUGAAAAAUGGCGACUCUCUUCACCGCGACGACGACUCCUUCCAACCACCAUCUUAUCUCUUCUUCGCAACACCCUAAACAGAACCUUCAAUCUCAGCCUCUAAGCGUCUCAUUCACGGAGAAUCAGGCACAUGCAUCAGUCGCAUUGCAGCAGCAGCAGCAGAUGACGGAUUGGGUUGCUUCUCCGGUGACGCGACGGUUCGGCAUCGGUGUCGGAUUUGCCUGGGCGGGGUUUCUAGCUUUCGGAGCUGUCUCCGAGCAGAUGAAGUCACGACUCGAUGUGUUCCAGGAAGACAAUAACAUAAGAGUUUUAGAGAAGCAAGAAGAGAUCGUCUUACCAAAUGGCAUAAGGUACUAUGAUCUACAAGUUGGAAGUGGAGCUACUCCAAACUCAGGAUACUUGGUUGUGUUUGAUGUAAAGGGACAAGUACAUGGAACAGAACAAGUGUUUGUCGACACUUUUGGAAGCAAGAAGUCACUUGCGAUGGUAAUGGAUUCAAGACCAUAUAGCAAGGGGCUAUGCCAAGGGGUGGAGUUUGUUCUGAGGUCAAUGAAGGCUGGAGGUAAACGUAGAGUGAUCAUUCCACCUUCCUUAGGGUUUGGAGAUAAAAAUGUCGAAUUCGGACAGGGUCUGCAGAUCCCUCCAUCUGCAACACUUGAUUAUACCAUCGAGGUUGAUACAGUCUAUUGUUUCCAAACCAUUGUAUGAGAGAUUAUGAAGUUCACAAUGUGUAUUAAAGUUUCACAACAUUUUUUUUUUCUGUGAGCAAAGAGAAUCUCUUAAAUAAUCAAAGAACAUGUAUUUUUUUUUUCUGUGUGCAAAGAGAAUCUCUUCGUUA